CAUAUAUAACCGUUAUUUCCCUUUGAAGAAGAGAUAUACUGAAGUUUUAAUUUUCAACCGUUGGAGUGUCUUAGUGUUGGGAAGUUUUAGAAAAUUGAAUUAUUGGGUAUUGACUCAGUUUUCUAUAUUCUAUGGGAAUUGCUGGGCUAAAGGACACAGUUUUUUAAUUGUGAUAAUGUGGAUCAGAUGUUGUUACAGCUGAGGGGUCUCUUUCGGAUUUGCAAAAGGGUAGCUUUCAGAGAGGUGGUAGAUGGAUUUGGCAAUUUUGUAUUUGCUGUCAUAUGUGUCCUUUCUGCAGUCUAUUCUUUAUGAUUCACUGCAUUAUGUCUGAUGGGUUGCAACAUCUAUUUUUCAUAGUCUGUGUUUAAACUCUUAAAGAAGAGAGUGGUGAGUGUGGGUUUUGAUCGUUUCGAUCACCUGGAGCUGGGUUGGUUUAGGCUUUUGAAAUUUUUUGAUUGUCAGUAAGGUCCAGGCCGUCCAGCACGAGUUUGUGUUUUGCUGUUUUGGCUGUGAUCCUGUACUGUUCUAUCUCAGGUUACAGUAAAUGAAAAACCAAGUGGGAGUUGGCCUUGCUUAUUUCAUAAGUUUGAUUUUGAUUCAGCAUGGUCUCUGCGAUGAGGUUCCCAGUAUAUCUGGUGUAACAGAUUGGACAUGUCGAUGUUCUGUUUUAUUUCAAGGAAACCAGAGCUACACUCUAGAAUACUGUUCAGCGUCCUGUAAUUGCAGUCAGGAUUAUGGAAGUGAUAGCAAAUGGACAUGUGUAUGUGAUGCCAAUGGCCUUCCUAAAGUGGCUGCUGAUGGUCACGAUACUAAUUGCUUUACAGCCUGCAACUGCACUUCUGGAUCUCUUGAUGCGGCUCAAUCUUCGAAAAAGCAGUCUUCAAGCAAAGUUGUUGUAUUUGUUCUUUUACUAUGUGUUGUACUUACAACGUUCGCUUUUCUUGCUUCGAUGGCAUGCUACUUCUAUCGAAGGGACAAGUGCAGUGUUCACCCACCAAUAUUUUCAUCAGAUAAGGAAAUGAGUUGCAACAGUGGUACUGACCUAAUAAGCCAUAGGAGUUCCUCAAUGCUUGAGACCAAACUUUAUAUAAACUCCCCCAUCAAUCAAGGGAUAGGGUGCUUUACCUCUUGCUUAUUUGGAAGCAAUACAGGACCUUCACCUGGAGCACUUAUUCAGUUUUCAUACUUGGAGCUGGAAAAUGCAACUAAUAAGUUUUCAGAUUCCAAUCUAAUAGGACUUGGAGGAAGCAGUUAUGUUUAUUGUGGUCAACUGAAAGAUGGGAGUAUUCUGGCGGUUAAGCGCCUCAAGACUCAGAAAGGGCCCGAUAUGGAUUCUCUCUUUUUAACUGAGAUUGAACUGUUAUCCAGACUUCAUCAUUGUCAUGUGGUACCUUUACUCGGCUACUGCUUCGAAACCCAUGGCAAAAAUACUGAGAGGCUCUUGGUAUUUGAGUAUAUGAAUAAAGGUAAUCUGAGAGAUUGUCUGGAUGGGUCUGAAGGAAAAAACAUGGAUUGGAGUACUCGGGUAGCAAUUGCCAUUGGAGCCGCUAGGGGUUUGGAAUAUCUCCAUGAUGCAGCUGCCCCAAGAAUACUGCAUAGAGAUGUCAAAUCCACAAACAUUCUUCUGGAUGGAAGUUGGCAAGCAAAGAUAACUGAUCUUGGUAUGGCAAAACGCUUAAAAGCUGAUGGUCUCCCAAGUGCAUCUAGUUCUCCAGCAAGAAUGCAAGGUACUUUUGGUUAUUUUGCACCGGAGUAUGCAAUUGUUGGAAGAGCAUCUCUCAAGUCAGACGUUUUCAGUUUUGGGGUAGUUCUUCUUGAGCUUAUCACUGGCCGGAAGCCUAUUCACAGAUCAACAAACAAAUUAGAAGAAAGUCUUGUCAUAUGGGCUACGCCUCGUUUACAGGAUAGUAAGCGAGUAAUCGCAGAGUUGCCUGAUCCUGAUUUGAACGGAAACUUCCCAGAAGAAGAUAUGCACAUAAUGGCUUACUUAGCUAAGGAAUGCCUACUCUUGGACCCAGAUUCCAGACCAACUAUGAGUGAGGUUGUCCAAAUCCUUUCGACUACUGCACCAGAGAGAUCUAAAAGGAGGGGCAUGCCUUUAAAUUUGUUUCAGCAUAUGGGUCUUAAAGAAGCUGAGGACCUAAGGCGAGACAAAUCCGGAAAAUGUUCGCAUCGGUGUUCACUGCCACUCGAUAUUGACCGCAACCUUGGCGUCGAAAAAAGUGAUGAUACUGCUUCAGACAACUUUAUGGAAAGAUUGAUCCUCUUGACCUCAAAUGCUAGGAGUCGGCGUGCAUCUGAUGAUGAAACAGUGGAUUUGACUGAGCCUAGGUUUGAGUCAUUUUCCAUAGCAAAUGCUAAACCCUUAUGACACGAAGAAAAAUGGAAGCAACAGACCUAGAUGCUUGUCAAAGAAAUCACGAAAAAUAAAUAUGUUUCCAAAGACUUGUUCCACUGUAGCAUUGGUUCUUUGGAAAAGAAAAGGAAAGCAAAUCAUAGGCUUUUCUUUCACUUCAUUAUAGUCCUUGUGUUUGAUAUUCUUUAGAUAUUAUGCUGAUGAGUUGAGCAUAUACUUUUCUUGUACAGAAGUCAUGGAAAAGCUCUUAUACUUUAGGAGAUGAAGAAGCAAUGGUUGUAACUCGGUCCUGUGUGACAAGAAAAAAAAAACAGAAAUUAUAGCAUUGAAGGAUAUGAGUUUUGUGUUUCUUUGUAAUCAAGGAGUUGUGUGGUACUUGGUAUCAGAAAAAUUUGUUCAUAUAUAUGAGUUGAGGUCGCAAAUGUAUCUCAUGAAA
Molecule: messenger RNA, 2792 nt
Organism: Argentina anserina (silverweed cinquefoil)
Lineage: Eukaryota; Viridiplantae; Streptophyta; Magnoliopsida; Rosales; Rosaceae
Product: receptor-like serine/threonine-protein kinase NCRK
Exons: 10
Coding region: 545-2371 (608 amino acids)
Biological process (GO): protein phosphorylation
Molecular function (GO): protein kinase activity; ATP binding
Source: RefSeq, a predicted model, not a curated record